UCACUGGUUCUACUGGGUUCACUGGUUCCACUGGGUUCCACUGGUUCCACUUCGUCUACUGGUUCACUGGGUUCACUGGUUCCACUGGGUUCAGGAGCCGUGGGAAGAGUACUCAGAUUACUGCAGUAAAAGUAGCAGUGCUGUGACGAAAAAGUACUGUUUCUGUAUUUUAUUUACUGGUUUCUGUAUUUCAUUUACUUUUUAUGUGAUUUGUUUACUGGUUUCUGUAGUAAAUUUCCUGUUUUCUGUAGUUUAUUUACUGUUUUCAAUAGUUUAUUUACUAGUUUCUGUAAUUUAUCUUUUACUGGUUUCUGUAGUUUAUUUACCUGUUCCUGUAGUUUAUUAACUGGUUUCUGUAGUUUACUUACCUGUUUUUGUAGUUUAUUAACAGGUUUCUGUAGUUUAUUACUGGUUUCUGUAGUUUAUUUCCUGUUCCUGUAGUUUAUUACUGGUUUCUGGAGUUUAUAAACUGGUUUCUGUAGUUUACUAACAGAUUUCUGUAGUUUAUUACUGGUUUCCGUAGUUUAUUUCCUGUCCCUGUAGUUUAUUUACCUGUUCAUGUAGUUUAUUGACCUGUUUCUGUUGUUUAUUUUCUGUCCCUGUAGUUUAUUGACCUGUUCCUGUAGUUUAUUUACCCGUUUCUCUCGUUUAUUGCUGGUUUCUGUAGUUGAUUAACCUGUUCCUGUAGUUUAUUACUGGUGUCUGUAGUUUUUCUUUACCUGUUUCUGUUGUUUAUUUCCUGUUCCUGUAGUUUAUUGACCUGUUCUUGUAGUUUAUUGACCUGUUCCUGUAGUUUAUUGACCUGUUUCUCUAGUUUAUCACUGGUUCCUGUAGUUUAUUUCCUGUUCCUGUAGUUUAUCACUGGUUCCUGUAGUUUAUAGUUCUGGUUCCUGUGGUUCCAGUUGAGAUGGGAUGUCUGGGAGGGAAGACGGAGGAAGAACGACUGGAUGAAAAAGCGAAAAGAGAAGCGAACAAGAAGAUCGAGAGACAGCUGCAGAAAGAGAGACAGGCUUAUAAAGCUACACACAGACUGUUACUGCUGGGAGCAGGAGAAUCUGGUAAGAGCACCAUCGUGAAGCAGAUGAGGAUUCUUCACGUCGACGGUUUCAACGCUGAAGAGAAGCAGGAGAAGAUCCGGGACAUCAGGAAGAACGUCAAGGACGCCAUCUCAACCAUCGUGUCGGCCAUGACAACACUGACUCCGCCCAUUCCUGUUGGUAACCCCGGCAACCAGUUCAGACUGGACUACAUCAGGAGCAUCGCACCGCUGUCUGACUUCGAAUACACAGAGGAGUUCUUUGAGCAUGCUCAGAAGCUUUGGGAGGACGACGGUGUGAAGGCUUGUUUUGAACGAUCCAACGAGUAUCAACUGAUAGACUGUGCUCAGUACUUCCUGGACCGUCUGGACGCCGUCAGGAGGACGGACUACACGCCUACUGACCAGGACCUGCUGCGCUGCAGGGUGCUGACCUCGGGGAUCUUUGAGACUCGCUUCCAGGUCGACAAGGUCAACUUCCAUAUGUUUGAUGUUGGCGGGCAGCGAGAUGAACGCAGGAAGUGGAUUCAGUGCUUCAACGACGUGACGGCCAUCAUCUUCGUGGCGGCCAGCAGCAGUUACAACAUGGUGAUCAGAGAAGAUAAUUCGACCAAUCGGCUCCGAGAGUCUCUGGACCUCUUCAGGUCCAUCUGGACCAACAGGUUCCUGAAGACCAUCUCAGUGAUCUUGUUCCUGAACAAACAGGACGUUCUCGCCGACAAGAUUCUGGCGGGAAAAUCCAAACUGGAGGAUUAUUUCCCCGAAUACACAAACUACGAGGCUCCUUCUGAAGUGUCUCCAGAUCCUGAUGAAGACCCCAGAGUGACUCGAGCAAAGUUCUUCAUUAGAGACGAGUUCCUGAGGAUCAGCACGGCCAGUGGCGAUGGGAAACAUUACUGCUACCCUCACUUCACCUGCGCCAUCGACACUGAAAACAUUCGCCGCGUCUUCAACGACUGUCGUGACAUCAUCCAGCGGAUGCACUUGAGGCAGUACGAGCUGCUCUGAUUGGCUGCUGGGAGUCAUGUGACCUGAGGCAGUACGAGCUGCUCUGAUUGGCUGCUGGGAGUCAUGUGACCUGAGGCAGUACGAGCUGCUCUGAUUGGCUGCUGGGAGUCAUGUGACCUGAAGAAGCUAACGGCUAACCUAGAAGCUAAUGUGAUAUCUAAUGCUGAUAUAUUUACUCUAUUGAUGACUGCAGCUGUUAUUGAUUAUUGAUUAGGAGUGUAGGAUGAGUGUCCCUGUGAGCUGCAGCAGGGGGUUGUGGGUAGUGUAGUUCUGAUGCAGGAUGUGUAGUUUAUAUGGGAGGGGGCGGGGCUUAGCACACUAAAGACUUUAAAUAUAUUUUUUCAUGUUUCUGAACUCAUUAAAGUACAUUAUUAUUAUUAUUAUUAAUAAGAGGAGCUCUUCCCUGAUUGGCUGCUGUAGAUUUGUUUAUGUCUGUUUGUUUGUUAGUUGGAUUUUAUAAAAUUAAAUAUUUAUAACUGCGGCUCAAAAACCUUAAAUAGUGAUAU
This is a messenger RNA of Centropristis striata (black sea bass), 2550 nucleotides long. RefSeq names its product guanine nucleotide-binding protein G(olf) subunit alpha-like. Gene Ontology annotation, molecular function: GTP binding; G protein-coupled receptor binding; G-protein beta/gamma-subunit complex binding. The record is from RefSeq and is a predicted model, not a curated record. NCBI's taxonomy places the organism in Eukaryota, Metazoa, Chordata, Actinopteri, Perciformes, Serranidae. Bases 908 to 2044 code for a protein of 378 amino acids. Gene Ontology annotation, cellular component: heterotrimeric G-protein complex. Gene Ontology annotation, biological process: adenylate cyclase-modulating G protein-coupled receptor signaling pathway. The transcript has 12 exons.